Molecule: messenger RNA, 1344 nt
Organism: Nicotiana tabacum (common tobacco)
Lineage: Eukaryota; Viridiplantae; Streptophyta; Magnoliopsida; Solanales; Solanaceae
Product: aspartic proteinase CDR1-like
Cellular component (GO): extracellular region
Source: RefSeq, a predicted model, not a curated record
AUGGAUACAGGUGGUUCCACAACAAGAGACAUUGUAUGUUCCUCUGGUGUCAUCGCACCGGCGGAGGCUUUGGUCGCGGGUACAGACUUGCAGAUGUAUGAGGGUGCAUCCCAGAAACGGAGAAGGCUAGCCCAGGCCUGGAUUCACUGGUGCAGACACCUAGGCGCAGAUGCGCAUCCGCAUGCACGAGUGCUAUUUCACAGAAGUAGAACUAAAAGUUCCUUUGCUAGUGCUAAUGACACAAUCCAAUCUGAUAUUAUUCCAAUCCCAGGAGAAUAUCUUAUGAAAAUUUCUAUUGGAACCCCACCAGUUGAAAUUGUAGCCAUAGCUGAUACUGGUAGUGAUUUAACAUGGACACAAUGUAAGCCUUGCACUAGUUGUUUCAAACAAACAGCCCCUAUUUUUGAUUCCAAAACAAGCUCUACUUAUAAAACCAUAGGGUGUAACGCUGAGGAAUGUGCAUCACUAGGGACUUCUUCUUGUGUUAGAGGAAAUAUUUGUGAAUAUCAAAUGAGUUAUGGUGACCAAUCACAAACUAUUGGUGAUCUUGCUUUUGAAAAAUUCACAUUUCCUUCUACUUCUGGAAAUAAUGUUUCUAUUCCUAAUGUUGUGUUUGGUUGUGGUCAUGACAAUAGUGGCACAUUCAAUAACUAUACUUCUGGUAUUAUUGGCUUAGGUGGUGGUGAAGUCUCAAUUGUCAACCAAUUGGACAAACAAAUCAAAGGGAAAUUCUCUUAUUGUUUAAUCCCAAUUCCAUUACAAUCAUCUAUUUCCAAUGCUACAAGUCAUAUCAACUUUGGCAAUAGUGUCACUGUGUCUGGUCCUAAUGUCGUUUCAACUCCCUUGAUAAAAAAGGAACCGUCCACGUUCUACUAUCUAAAUUUGGAAGGAAUUAGCGUUGGGAAUAAGAGGGUAGAAUUCAAAUCUUUUAAAAUUGCUUCUUCUAAUGCUUUUGGUGGUGAUGAAGGUAACAUUAUAAUUGAUUCUGGUACGACGUUGACUUUUUUGCCUAAUGAUUUUUACUUGAAUUUGGAGUCGAUAUUGUUGGAAUCGAUCAAUGCAACUAGAAUUGAUGAUCCUUCGGGCACUUUUGGUAUCUGUUACGAGUCUAAGGAUGGUACUAUUGAUGCUCCCAAAAUUGUCACGCAUUUUACUGAUGCUGAUUUAGUGUUGGCGCCUUCGAGCACGUUUGCAGAAGUGGAGGAAGGUUUGGUUUGUCUUACAUUAGUGCCAGCAGAACAAAUUGCUAUUUUUGGAAACUUGGCACAGGCGAAUUUCCUAAUUGGAUAUGAUCUUGUUGCUAACAAAGUUUCUUUCAAGCCUACUGAUUGCACUAAGUACUAA